AUGUUAUUUAUGGAAUCAUAUAUGUGUUAUUGCUCAGUGCGGCUCGGUGCCAUUAUCGUCUCCGUUCUGACGAUUAUUCGAAGCUUAGCUCAAAGUUUGGUUCUUUUCACGAUGGGUGUAAAGGUCUUCGAGCCAUUAAACGAUUUGUUUGAGCACGAUGCGGAGUACAAGGACAGGAAGUGGGUUAGGAAAUACAUCAGUUGGAGUGAGGACUCUCCUGAGAGCUUCACUGCAGUUUUUCAGAUUCUAUCCUUUUCUCACAUAGCAGCUGCCAUAUUAUGCAUCUGGGGUGCCAUCAAGUUACAGAAAUGGUUUGUGCUUCCCUUGGCAUUCUUCGAGUUUCUCUACUUUAUUAACAUUACGGGUCUUCACAUUGUUCUGAUGAUCAUGCUCAAGAAACAGAUAAACUUGGGCUUUCUUAUAAUUCUCACUCUGAUGGGGUGCUUUUAUAUAUUAUUUGUUGGCUACAACGCCUUCACAUGUGUGGCCAUGUUCCAGAUAAUUAGCCUGGUGAAGAGUGCCCGCUAUCGCGAGCUCUAUGGCGAGGAUCCAUUCCAUCCGCUGGUCAUGAGGACCACCCAGCAGAAGGACUCUCAGAAGCCGCUCCAGGUGCUUCGUAUGCACGACAUGCACGACACAAACAUCGACGAGCAGAAGCGCCUGAGCAAGAUCGGAAUGUGGCCACGUCGUCCUCCGCCCCUUGUGUCCGUCCUCCCCGUACAGCCGCGGUAUCCACAGCCCCAGCUGAAGUGGUGGCAGCAACAGGCCCUAAACACUGGCGACGCCGACCCCCAGGACACGUCCGCGUACCGCAACUGGCAGCCAACGGAGCUGUUGAACGGAGUGGGCGGUGAGGUGCAGCGCAAGAGUGACCUAAACCGACGAUAUGCCGAAAACCAGAUGUAUCGAUGGUACUGA
Molecule: messenger RNA, 918 nt
Organism: Drosophila rhopaloa
Lineage: Eukaryota; Metazoa; Arthropoda; Insecta; Diptera; Drosophilidae
Exons: 5
Coding region: 1-918 (305 amino acids)
Source: RefSeq, a predicted model, not a curated record